AGCCCCGGCCACUCUGGUUUGGAAUCCAGAGUUUCCAAAGAAAACUCUGUUUAUGGGUGAAAAGGCUUGGCGGAGUUUUGCCAAGUGGGGAGGAGAGAGCAGGCUGUGAGCAACUGACAGUGGAAAGAGAAACCAAAUACUCCACUUGACCAGCCCUUCCCUUCCCCACCUCCCCAUCCUGGCCGAUCCUGGCCGUAUAAAAGGCACCCACACCUUCCCACCUGGACAACUCCUUUGCAAGGGACCAAAGUUGGGCCUGCCUCCACCUGACAGAAGACGGACCACCCUCCCUCGCCAUGGCCAGCAGCGAGCUGACGGAGCUGGAGACGGCCCUGCACAAAAUUAUCCAGGUCUUCUUCGACUAUGCUGCUCAGGAAGGGAACAAGGCCACCCUCACCCCCGGGGAGUUUAAAGAGCUGGUCGCCCUGCAGCUCCCCAACCUCAUGAAGAACGUGGGGGACCUGGACGAGAAGAUGAGAACUCUGGACGUGAACAACGACAAGGAGCUAAAAUUCAGCGAAUACUGGCGGCUGAUUGGGGAGCUGGCCAAGGAGCUCAAGAGAGAGAAAGUGGGGAAAAAGAAGUAGAUGGGAUUGUGGGUGUGGACUGUGUGUCAAGGGUGGGGAUUUCGGGAGAAAUUGGGGGGGGGGGCAGGAAAACAGACCACCAGGAAGAUCUCCGGACUUGGAGAGUCACAAAUCCUCUUGUAAGCUUUCUAAACUUCAAAUAAAUCUUUGCAUUCCAGA
Crotalus tigris (Tiger rattlesnake) is the source of this 746-nucleotide messenger RNA. RefSeq names its product S100 calcium binding protein A13 (gene S100A13). The record is from RefSeq and is a predicted model, not a curated record. The transcript has 3 exons. Gene Ontology annotation, biological process: positive regulation of canonical NF-kappaB signal transduction; positive regulation of cell population proliferation. Bases 297 to 587 code for a protein of 96 amino acids. NCBI's taxonomy places the organism in Eukaryota, Metazoa, Chordata, Lepidosauria, Squamata, Viperidae. Gene Ontology annotation, molecular function: RAGE receptor binding. Gene Ontology annotation, cellular component: perinuclear region of cytoplasm.